CCAGUCAGCUGAAACCCAAACAAUACUUUCACAUAAUUAUUUUAUGAGCAGCGUUGCUAGCCUCAGGACACGCAAUUAACUCAUCAUGAAUUCGUGUACCACGUUUGCACGAACAGGUUUGCUACUGACCUGAAAACCGAAUUAGGGCCUAAUUGGUUCUAAAGGAAAAGUUAAUUGACUGAGCGCCUGAAAAGGAUUUUCCCUCGUGUUUUCAACGUGCAAAUGUUUCCUGUUAUUCGCUUCUCAUUAAGGAUUCAUUAAUAACCCCAACCCCGAUCGGACCUCACGGCCGAUUUGAAUAAUGUCGCUGUAAAUUUAAACGUUCAUAUCAUGGCGGGAAGUGUGACUUGUUUUGUGUGUAAAUCCAAAUUGGAGACUUUCGAAAAUGUGGUGAGCUUGUGGUCGGCUCAAAGCGUUGAUCCUCCUUCAAAUGCAAAUGGUUUUGUUUCUGAACCGUGGCUGUGUCAUCACAAGUGUUUUACUUGCUCGGUAUGCGGCUCGACGCUAAGAGAUGGAGAAAAUUUACAAACGUACAACGUUUCUAGUGAUAAAAGAUUAUUUUGCUCAAGACACUACUACUGCCAGAAUUCUGACGAUGAGAGACUAAUUCACGCACUGAACAACUUUAAAGAGAGAAGUCUUGCUUUGAAAGCAACGUGGGAGAAAGAUGACGAAGGUCCAGAGAGCGGCCUCGAAAGCAACGAGGGGAUUUCUCGCUUCAACUGCACUUGCAGUCAGCCGAAAUUCGUAGAGCGCGUAGCAGGAUACGAGGUAGAAUGCCCCAAAAAGGACUGUCCUAACAGAGAUUCAUUUAUAAAGAAUUACAAGCAUCGCUUUAAAAGCUUUUGCGAUCUUGGUUCUUCAAGACUUAUCGGUCAUGCGAGUUCAGUUUCUCCGGAGGGAUUUUAUCGAGACUAUUUUUAUGGAGUAAAACAUUGGAAUUACUGUGUAAAGGAAGAGCAUAUUGGUGCAAUCCUUUUUACUUUGAAACCUGAAUCUAAUCCUCAGUCAAAAGGCUCUUUCAGGUAUUUAAAAUUUUAAAUUUGUUACAAUUAUAACCGAGGUGCUAAAAACAAUAACGCGAUGUCUAUUAAAAUAUUCAAGUUCUUUGUGUCUGGAAUUUACAUUUAUAUUACAAUCCCUCUGAUCUCUUUUUAAUUAUCAAAAUCUCAUUUGGUCGUUUAUAUUGAAUAAAACAAAACAUAACACUCACCAUGAUUAUUAUUUUUUUUCUGCCUGAAGAAAUUAAAUUCAGUUUCACAGGAAAUUCAGUUUCUAAAAGGCCGGAGUUUUUUUGGCUCCUUCAGUGCCUCACCGUGAAAUUAAUAAGGGCUCUUGACAAAUUCAAUAGGCUUGAAAGAACUGAUUGUGUAGGAGGCCAAUCUAGGAGGAAAUUAGCCAUUGUUCAUUUUUUUCCAUAAGUUCCAUUCACUCCCUAGAAUGCUCAAGAAAGACAAAUUUCAAAAUUUAGUUUAAUUGGCCAAAAUUAUGCCAAAAAAUAUAUAGAGUUCCAAAGAGGCUCCAUUUGAUUAAAUUGUCACCCUGCUGUUUUUUCAUCCAUAGACUUAAAGAAGUUCGAAUCACAUCAUACAGCAGAAUAAACAGUACCAAGGGAAAGAAUCGCUCAGGAGCUUUCAUUUAAAUGGUCACACAUAAGAAUUAUUUUUAUCCAGUGAGUCACCUUGUUCCACGUGAUACACAGUACCUCUAGAAAGUACUGCUCACUUGCUUCUAUUUGAAUUGCCUGACAUUCUAAGAUUAACAUCCGCAUGUUUAAAGGUUACAAGAACUACUGUAUAUCUGAGGACAAGGAGAGGAUUAAUCUGAUUAGAGAACUUACUUCAUUAAAGAGACCACCUACUCAUGAAAAGUUAUAUUGUUUUAAAAAGAAAUGAAAAAAAUUAAUAUGAUAAUAAUCAGAUAUAGAUAUAAGCUGCUUUAGCACAGAUGUUCUCAGGGCUUUGUCAGGAAGGAACCCUCGACAAAUCCCUAAGAAUAUCUGUGAGGAAGGCUAAUAAAGAUAAUUAUAAAAUGUCACAAUAUUUUCAUGGGGAAGGAAUUUUGCUGCCUAAAAUUUGGCAAAAUUUUUUUGAAAAAAAAAGAAAGAAACAGGUAAAGAUUCUGAUAUUGGCAAUGACGAAUGGAUUUAAUUUUCACAUGGGGAAUUCAUCAAUAAAAUCUCUGGGGUAAGCCUAUGACCUGGUGUGAGUAUAAAAGCUGAAAUCAUUUAGCUCUUCCAAUCACACAUGCACAGAUAUUAAAAGCCAAUUUAUUAUCAUUUUUAUUAUGUCAUUGUUGUUUAAUAUUUUUUCCAGGAUUAUGGUACGUUCACCAUACUACCUUGUCUUUGGACUUCUCUCACUAUCAAAUCACCAUGGUGUUGUGUUGAGCCGAGAAGAAGUGGUUCAGUUCUUAAGCCAGCAAGUUGGUAUCAGUUCGCCCAUGAAGCUGAUAACAGUUCCUUCAGCACCAGCAGAUAUUCUUAAAAUGGACAAUGUAAGUUUUCAUUUUUUAUUAUUUAAUAAAAUAAUGUUAGUACUCAAUAAAAUAAUGAUAUUCAUAAUAAUAAUAAAUACUUAAUUAUCCUCUCUCCUUAAGGUGGCUGAACACAGUUUUGGCAGUUUCUGAGUAUAGGUCAUUUGCCAAAUCAUGGCAAGAGAAAGGUUGCAGCUCACAAGCUAAAACUUGGCAAGUGAAAAAUAUACUGAUGAAAGAUUUUGACUGACGGGUAAAAUUUGACUUUUUCGUAGUUUCCAUGGUAACAUGAAGGAUUGACUACAACCUUAAAAUUUCACUUUUACUCAGUUUGCAUAAAAUUCACUCCUUAGAUUUUCCUAUAAACUUGCACGCAGCUUACUAUAAUAAUUACUAUUAUUAAUCAUUACCAUUUGAAACUUAUUUGACCAAAUUUUAACAGACGGGUUUUUAGAUAAUCAAUAAUAUAAUUGUACUGUAAUUAUUAAAUGUGUCACAAAAUUCGUCUGUUCAACUUCCAUUUUAAAGUUCUCAUCAUUAAAAAUACGAUAAAAGUAAAAAAUCUGCCAAAUAUCACAAAAUUUUAAUGAGUAGAUUUUGAGUUAUCGUCAUCUGUGUACCAUUACUUUUUUCGCCGUCAUGUUUGUUUGUCUAAUUUAAAACACGCGCUACCGCUGACCGCCCGCAAAACUGUGUUCAGCCACCUUAAAGGGCUUUUCAGGGAUAAUGAAACAAAUCAGUUUAAAUGGAACAUAACAAAGUUAAGAAUCUCAACUGGUAGGAAACGAACCAGUUGGCUAUGUUACAAGCAUGGCCGAGGAUUUGAACUCAGAAAUACCAAGAACAAAUCCAGCUAGCGGUCAAAGCAGGACUUGAACUCAUGGCCUCUGGAUUACAAGUCCAUCACCCUAACUGCUGGGCCACAAAAAAAUUAGUGGGAGAACUGUAUGGGCCUCUAUAAUGAUGAGCCAAAGGCCAUGGUACCUCAAGCUCUACUAUUAUAGUUCUCUGGGAAACUGCCCACCUACCCCUCCCCUAACUCAAAGUUAACAUUUGCAUCUCACUUGGAGCAAAAUUUUGGGUUAGGGGAGGGGUAGGAGGGCAGUUUCCAGAAACCUUAAAUUGAUCUAUAGCAUCUUCAUCCAAGAUGGCCAUAGCCUUAAAUAUGAUUAUAAACCAGGAUGCAAAGAAAGCCAGUUUUAUAGCUUGCCAUUUAGCACAUACUAGCCCAAGAGUCUUUUUUAAGUAGCCCGAAAAAAGUUUUGAUGAGCAGGAGUGGACACAGUUCUUCUGCAAUUUUUUUUAUUUUUUAUUACCCAAAAAUCUUCUCUUGCCUGUCUGGCAAUUUAAGAACAGAAUUUACUAGCCCAAUUGCAAAAUCCACUAGACCUCAGGCUAAUUGGACAGGACUUUCUUUGCUCGGGGGGGUACUUGGGUUUAUGUUUGCUAGGUAUGUGCCGCUGGCCUCUCAGAGCCCCUACCCCAUUAUAGCCUAUUUUUUGGCCAAUUAUAGACCCCAUCUUAGUCACUUUUUGGAAAAUGUAAUUUUCGCGAUCCCAGCUUAGUCACUUUCUAUUUAUGCAUCUACCUUAUCAAUGUGGUUUCAAGCAGCGGAAUGUAAUGCGAUCAAUGCGAGCUUAUUGUUAAAUUUAAUAAACAACAACAUUCUGAUUUUUUAACUGAGAAUCUUCCCACUUUGAAUCCCUACUGACCCCAAAAACCCGACAAUUUGCGACCCCAUUCUAGUAACCCUAUUGAAAAUGCGACCCCAUUAUAGUUAAUCCAGUCGUGAUUAAUCCAUCCAGGGGCACAUCCCUAUUAGCCUCUUGUAAGGGAGUAACCUCCCCGGUUUCUUUGCACAGUAAUUCAAACAAGCUGUCAAACAAUUUCUUGCAGGCAUUUAUCAAGCAAGCUUAUAAAUUUGGUGUGAUUUACAUGAAGGAAAAUCAGCAAACCGAGGAAGAACUGUUUGGAAAUGAAAAUCACAGUAGAGCUUUUGAUGAUUUUCUUGAUCUCCUGGGACAAAGGGUCAGGCUGCGAGGCUUUGAUAAAUAUCGUGCCGGACUGGAUAGCAACAACGACUUAACAGGAACCCACUCUGUUUACACUAAGUUUGCAAACAAUGAAAUCAUGUUCCACGUAUCAACACUUCUUCCAUUUGAGGAAUGUGAUUCUCAAAAGGUGAGUAUUGUUACAUUGAAUUCCAGGGGCGGAUCCAGGAAUUUUUUUUAGGAGGGGUGCACUUGUCUCUUGCUCUACUUCAACACCAAUAAACCACAUAGUUUUUUUUUUUCUGCAGAAUACCAGUUGUAUUAGAAAACCGCAGGUCAUCUCCGGGGGUGCACACCCCCUGCACCCUCCCCCUAGAUCCACCCCUGAAUUCUCAACCUUGAUUAUAGAGAGGAAGGCUCACAUCUAUUGGAAAAUGUUUUAUGCCAGCCAUGUAUUUUAAAAAGUGUCAAAAAUUUAUUCUCAUUUCAGCUUCAAAGAAAGAGGCACAUUGGUAAUGACAUUGUGUGCGUCAUCUUCAUGGAAGCGACAAACACCAAGUUUGUGCCCGACUGCAUAAAAUCUAGCUUCCUUCACAGCUUUAUUAUUGUGCAAGUUGAUGUGGAAAGCAAUCCCAAUCUUUAUACGGUAAGUUGUUUAGUUUUCUCUGGAAUUCUACAAAAUGUUACUUUUCCUUGCAGAAUUACUGCGUGGCACAAAUAGUAAGGUUGUGAGCACAAAUUACAAGUAGUUCAUUAAAACUUGGACUCUGGAAAUUGGGAGACAGGAGAUUUUUUUGUUCCAACCUCCUUCAUGAUCCCACCCAACCCUUCCUUCCAUCUCCUGCCUUGUCCGUCUGGCUAAUUUUAUCCAGUCUUCUAAAUUUGCAAAAAUUUUCACCUGGCUAUUUUGACAGGUCUCAGUGGUGUCAAGAGAUAGUGUGAUGUUCUAUGGUCCAGCUCUAAGUGAAAGGCAUGUGUUUGAAAAGGUAGGUGUUUGAUGACGUCACUGAAAGUCAAGACAAAGUUAGAAGUAAUGAAUAUAUGAAAAUCAUAUAUGUUAACUGUGGGAUGAAGAAUUAUAUGAAAGUAGAUCAUUGUACGAGCCUGAAUUUUUUUCAGGCUUUCUUUUCGCAACUGCAAAAGUUGUGCCUAUAACUGCAAUGAUCUACUUUCUAUAACAAAUUUAGAAUUUGCAUAUUAUUGUAAAAUUGGCAAUCCAAUCUCCACAUCACAUACAGUCAGCAUCAGAACAGUUUAAAGGCUUGUGCAUAUUGACUCUCAGACCGCCCCACCAGGGGCUGAUCCAGAAAAUUCAAGAACGGGUGGCCAGAACACUUAAAGCUCUAUUCUAGAUACUUUUAUUUUUCUGAGACGGAAUUCUAUGAAAACAGUACAAAAAUUAAAGGAAAAUAGGUAGGGGCCAUGGCUCCCUCGACGCACACCUAAAUCCACCCAUGCUAACAGAUUGGGUCAUACAUCUUGUAGUGGAAAGCAAACAGAACCUCAAAAGCUUUCAUUUGUAAAUGGGUGGUCACUAUAUCCGGCAGUACAGUGGCUCAGUUACUAGAAUUUGGCUGGGGUAAAUGGUGAAGGAGUUAAUUAAAGAAUGCAAAGAAGGGUUAGGGGAGAGAUCGUGCUCCCUUUCCCUUAGCCGUGGUCAAAUUAAUAGGGACCUUAAGAUGCGAGGAAGGUGACGGCAGUGAAAACAUCGCCUAAAAAGUGAAUUCGCGUUCAUUCAAUCUUCAUCACGACAGUUCCAACUAAUUUAUUUUGUCAAAUUUAGGCGAACUCUCUUGGAGUUGAAUUCCUAAAGGCCAUGUCCAAGUUCAGAAAGAGAAAGAAGAUUUUGUAGUGGCUUGUCUAUGUCCUCAAUAAAACGUGAAAUUGGGCAUUUUCAGGUCGUAGGCGUGCUGUGACGGCAAAAAAAAAAGUGUGAUGCGCAUGUAAAGUUGUUGUUUUGCUAAUCUUAACCUAUUGCUUUUUUGACGUUCCCGUUGCUGUCGCCUUCAUUGCAUCUUAAGGUCCCUAAUAUCAUGCCUGGGAAGAGAAGAACAUUGAAGAUACUGAACACAGCAGUGCUACAAAAGUUCAUCAAAACGAUCUUGUAAUCUUGUUGGCUAUGGGAAUAUUACUAAAGUACUACUCACAAGUAUUUAUUUGAAUGUCAACAUUUAUCAGAAAGUUUAUGUAGAGGCUAAAAGGGACAUCAAGAUUGGUCCGACUGUGCAACACUAAUUCUUCUGUGCUUGGAUUCAGGGCAAAGAAUUCAGAGAGUGGAUUCUUAAGAAGCUGAUUCAAGGUGAACAGGCUUGUCACAGGGCAACCGACUUUGCCAAAUUGCAUGUGAGUAUUCCCUCAAAUGCUUUUGUGUAUAGUGUACUAGGUAGUAUGUAGUAUUGAUCUACUUUAGUGAGUGCAUACAUGUAGUAAGUGAAGGUGAUGAUGUCUACAGUCUGUGAAAUGCUGAGAAAAAGUAAACUGAGCAUACCAUGCAUAUCAGGGCUUGAAAUUAAAAAUCUUCAGGUCACCUUUUGGUGACCAACUGGAGAAAUAUAGUCGCCAGAUGUAAAUUUUUAGUCACCAGUUUGUAUAAUGUAAAUGACGCAGCUUAUAGUAUGUGUAAUCUAUCAGAUUUGAUUGUUUGAAAAUAUAGCAGACAAAGGCAGUAUAGAUUUGGAGGUAAACUGGCUUUGUUUAUGCGACUUGGCACAUUUUUAUGAUGGAAGCAAAGCAAGAUAAGAUGAAAUGUUUGUUUAAUUUACUCGUUUAAUUUAAAUCUAAAUCAUAGAGAAAUCUGGUCGCCAAAGUGGCGACUACAGUAAACCAGAAUGUUUAGUCACCAAGGAGAAAAUAUUAGUCGCGCUGGAGAUCGUAUUAGCAUGCUUCAAAACUACAAAAACCGUGGUAAGUAUCUGCCGCAUGGGUGUGUCCUUACCUCAAAGUACACUGUACUUACAUUAUCGAUUGCCUUUCCUUGAGUGACCGCUGUAAAUUAUGAUCUACUUCAGGCUCGCACCAGGUCGCUGAUUAUGGGGGGACUUCUGAAGUCUGUGGAGAUGAAUGUGACAGACGGCAGAAAUGUUUCAGCAAGCUCUUCGAUAAGCACAUUUCAGGAACUCCACAUGACAGUAGGCCAGGUAUCCAGGGAUUUUAGCACAGACAGCAGAGUGAGCCAUAAUAGGGCUGACACAGUUGCAUUCCUUGUUGGUAAGUUAUUUUAACUAUUUAUUCACUCCUUUCCUGAUCUUUUAUUGUUUUUGGUUUUUAUUCUUUCAAUUUUUAUUAUUAACUCAGUUUAUCCUGCCUUGUUGUAGACAGCUUACCUUUUACAAUACCCAUCUUACAAUUUUCUUUGGUUAAGAUAGCAAUGCUGUGAGGUAAAGUGUGCUGACAUACACUUAUUUACUUUUUUGUGAUACAGACAAGAAGUGCUUUAUUGGGGUGAAGUCUUUGAUGUCAGGAAAAAGCAAGUGAGUGAGACAUUUCAAUCUCUUAUCCAAUUUAUUUACACUCAACCAACAUUGUCAUCGACAUUACAAUGGGCUCUUUUUAUGUCCACCCCUGUGAUAUUACAGAUUUGCAGCUAAGGUUAACAUUCGCGUCAUCCAGGCGUGUACUGCCCUGUCUUUGCUGUAGCAGAUCUGUAGCAGUGUGAGAUUUACAGCUACUUCACAUGGGCUACCAGAUGUCUGAAAAAACCUUGCAUCCGGUAGUGGCUACUACCAGACCGCUUUGUUCCGUCGAAACGGUGUAUUGUAGGAUGGGUUGGAACUAGCCAAUAACCAACAGUCGCCCAAGAUAGUUUUCCACCCGCUUAAGAGCUAAUUUGCAGAGACACCGGAGAAAUCAAACCCUGUCCAACUUAAGCUAAUCCAAGUCAAUUUUAUCUUCAACAGAGUUUUUCACGAGAUGUUUUCCCAAGAGCGUGACUCCACCAGCGCCGUCUUACCAGCGUCCAAGACCAGCCUAUCGUUGGCACCCACCAUAUUAAAACGUACCGUUUCUUGGCGUCAUAACCAAGUUGUGCAAACAGGCCUUCGGAGCGGGAAGGUGAACCUGGAAAAACUGCGUCGUAGCAAAUCAAUGAACGAGACCGAAGAUCAUUACAAAAGGAGCGUCACCCUAGAAUCCAUCAGUGAUCUUGAGAACAAGACAAUCGAUGAGAAUUCAAGAGCAUCGUCGCAGCUGCUACCACAAGAGGUACCAUAAUCAUAGCCUGUGUCAGGCUUUCAGUUUUAGACACCUUUAGACUCAGUUGGACUUGAUUGCUGCAUUACCUGUGCAACCGGUUUACACAGGACCGUGCUAUUCUGUUACAUAUUGCAGUACUGCUUGUCGUUCAAGAACUUGCACGGUUCUGGAUCCGUGCAAGUUUUUGUCCCUUCAAGAAUUUGUCCGUACCCGUAUAAACUGGACGUAACGGGGUCUUCUAAAAAGACGAGGCUGUCUACGACAACGAAAUGUAACUAUUACACUAAGUGGUGUACACGCGUGAACCAAUGUCAUUUUGGCGGGAAAAUGUGAUAGCCGUCGUCAUUCUUCUCAGGUUUUAGCGAGAAGCUCCGAGAAAGUCGUAGUGGCGGAAACAAGUUAUCAAAUGAUGAGAUGGCUUAACCACCUUAACUAAAAUAAACUUGAUAACUUUUCUGGUGAAAAAUUAAAGGAAGCUUUCCGGGGUUUGUCUUUUUUGAAUACACGUUAGUUUUUUAUAACUGCUAGUUAGUGAUUGGCUAUAAAAUCCCGCGCCACUUUUUUGACAAAUCACCAAGAGAGCCAAAACCUCUCUAGCCUCGUUUCCAGUGUUUUUACUCUGGCUGCCAAUUGCUUUUUUCUCCCUCCUUCUCUGAAAGGAAAACUGAAAGUAACUCAUAAGAGGUUUCUUCUCGCCAGGUUAUUAUUGUGAAUCAAUUUGAAAGCGAUGUAUUUGAGACGUUACUGGAGUUUCUGCACUGUGGAACAUGUGACCCAGAGUCCAGUCUCCUUCCCGUACUACUUUCCGCAGCCCAGUAUUACGAAGUGGAGGACUUGUACCAAGUCUGUGUUGAGAACAUAAAGAGAGAUUGAUGGCCAAAAUUAAUGCUGUAGGUGAUUCAGAAUUCCCUACCUUAUACUUAAACUAGUGAAAUUUCCAUUCUUUCAUAUACCUGGAGCCUGAAAAAAGUACCCCUUUCGGGCGGAGCCUCCCUGUAUAGGUCACUAUAGUGAGAACUACAUGUAGAGCCAAGCCCCUGGUUUUUCACGUGGUAGUCGUGCAACGGACGGCAAUAAAAUUUACCAAAAAAAGUGAUUUACGUGCAGAGUUGUUGUUUUGCUCCUUUCACCCAGUUUCAAGAUGUUGCCUUAACUUUUGUCUACGUAGUUGGCCAAGUUCCCUGUCGUGUUGAAUCAAUUUGCAGGUAGCGAAUAUACAAGUAUCUUUCCAAGCAUAUUCAAUCGCAAGUGAAACGUAGACCCUUGACGAAAGCUACUCUAUCUACAACUCACUGUAAAAUCAGUUCAUUGUUUUUGGUUAUCAUCCGUCGUUCUUUGUUUGUUUUUGUUUACUUUUUCAGGUAGAAUCGUCACAUAACUGAGCAAAUCCUCUUUAACAGUGAACUUUUCAAGAGAAUGCACUGUUAACAUUGCGUUGAUGGACGUUGCUGAAGUUCUAAACCAAUCAAAGCCCCGUAUUUGGUGCAGGUGACCAAAAUGAGCCAAUAAGGAGGAUGGAUGUACCUUUAAGCUGACUUGCUUGUCAACAGUUGCACGAGGAGUAUUGUGAUACAUUAACAAAAGACGAUGUGAACAUCGAAAGGAGCGUACAGUAAAAAUCCUACGUGGAAAAUCUUGAUUUCAAGGAUAUCCCCCAAAAUUCCUUAUUUAUUUUGAAGCUCUUGUCUCUUGAUUUAAGGGUAUGCUUAAAGGUUUCUUAUUUAUUUGAUGUCAACGGAAAAUGGAAACUUUCUCUUUCCUGAAUUGUCGUCUUAUUUUAUUUUGAAAGAAGUAAGACUUUUGAAGCGCUUGUUCCUCUGCAUAUUUAUUAGAACCUUCGCCAACUUUGUCCCAAUAUUUGUUGACCAUUUGAAGAGUGAAAAACAAAUGCAUAUUAGUGGCAAUUCUGUGGUUUGUUCUACCUUGUAGUCUACGCCAACCUAAUUUCCCCAGUUUCAAGUAACUAGGUGAUUUCCUUAUUCAGAUUUAAAUUCCUAGCGGCGCUUUGUGAAUCUAACGUAACCUCUAUCCAAAGGCUAUACAGGUGCAAGGCUAACAAUAGCCUGCGAGUACAGAGAGCCUGCUCGCAGGCAAGGCUACCUGAAGUGGCAAAUUGUUUCCCUUGACUAUUAGAAGUAAAUUUAACAGACGGGCCGGAAAAUAUUUUGAUAAGUAAUAUAAUACUUGUUCAUUGAAGAAUUAUUAUUAUUAUAAUGUAUAUAGAAACAUUAUACAACAAAACAAAUAGCUGUUAUAUCUACAUGGAAGUGUCUUGGUUAUUGAUAAAAUAAAAAUGGUAUAGACCACCCUUAAGUUUUUAAUCUCGGCUAAGAAGAAUAAAAAACAAUUUCAGCCAAGAAGCGGGGUGUAUUCUACGUAAAGCGCUUUAUCAAAGAGUGCUUAUUUUAAACCUUUUCUUCUAGCGAACUACUCUUUUUUCGCCUAAAUCUUUAUGUGGGUUGAAACUCUGUCAGCGCAUUAGAAUCGUUUUGUACCCAAGUCAAUUCGUGCCACGUUUCGCACAUGUGUAGGCUGUAACAUCUGUUUCGUAGCUUAAAGAACGAUGUAUUUUACAUUCAUGGUGCCCUGGUGGCUUGCUAAGAUGUCCUGCUCGAUAAAAAAUACUAUGUAAUCUACAGGAAAGUGUAUGAAAUGGGCUAAUAAAGAAGUAAAGCACUAUUUGGCCUUGUAGCUUAAAGAACGAAGUAUAUUACUUGUGAAGCGCGCUUUUAAUAUUAUUAAGUUGUUUUACUCUCUUAAAUUUGGUACAAAUCGACUUGGGUCCGUAUGAAUCGACCGGUUACCCUGUCAUCACAUAUAGGAGUAAGAUAAAAGUGGAGCGGACAAACAAGAUAAGACAAUUUUAUCCGGCUGUGUAGUCAACAAUGGAAAAAUUAUAGCUUUUGGAGCUGAAGUUCCCUGAACUGUGACGUGACAUGACUAUUAUUCUCUCUUGGCAGUGAACAGGAGCUACCCGAGUGAAGUAGUUCCCCGACCCACCCCAUACCAGACGCCCCCCACCCCACCCCUCUCCAGCUGUAUUGCUACCUGAACUUUGUUGGCCUACAUGUAGAAUGUGCAGGGUCUUCCACUGGAGGCUGACAAGCCAGCCCCUUGGAUCAAUUUCCUAAUCUGAUUGCUGUUUGUCCCCGCAACCCUUUGUUUGAGCAUUCAUCAACAAACACCUCGUGGUUAGGGGUAGCCUGCGAUCAUGCCCUCCCCCUUUUUUCCCUCUCGAGCCAAAGAAGCAAAGAAGCAAAAAAAAAAUUACGCCUGAUCUCAGGUUAGGUUAGGGGUGGGGAACGGUACGGGGAGGCAGAGCCCCAACACCACCAAUUAAUUCAAAACCUAUUAAACUAGACGUAAACAGGAACCUUAAUCGGCUCCUGAUGUAAAACAGGACAAAAGCUUGUCCCAGAUGGAAGUUCAGGUGCAAGUGGGAACGUAGCCUGCGAGAAAAUCCGGUUUUUUCGGCCCAAGUUUCUAUUUUCACCCCAGGUUUUUCUUGGCGGGUGAAAGUAAAAACUUGAGCCGAAAAAACCGGAUGCUCUCGCAGGUUAGUGGGAACGGCGCAAGUGAGAAGAAAUCAAAAGCAUUCUCACGCGAAAACAACGUGACUACACGCGAGUACAAGCGCGAAAUUCGUGAAAAUAAAUCCUCGUAUUGCAUUAUGGGAGCUUAUUACAGAACAUGCGCAAAUAGACUCAGAAAUCUUUAUGUUUCACGAUUCUUCACAGCUGGGACUUCUUCGCCAAGUUAUGUUAGAUCUUUUUACUAUAUUUUCUAAAGGAGGCAUAGUUCUCUGGUGUUUUCAGGGAACAUGCCAGUCCUUUACUCUUCCUGUUAAUGAAUUAAUACGUAGUGUAAUUUUACAGGUAGGUUUCCAAGGAUAUGAUAUGAUAUGAUGAGUUUAUUUGAGAGUCUCUUUCUUGAAUCAUCUUAAACCUUUUAAAAGCUUAUUAAUUCCUCCUCUUUUUGUUAUAACAGGAACGCGGAGGAAAUAAUUCCUUCACUCAUGGAUCGCUCACCUUGAAAUAUAAACUCGACAAUGAGUUCGAAUUGGUGUUUGUGGUAAGAAACUUAAUUUUCUAUUUAUAGAAGUCUGUGGUGUUGUAACGGUAGAAAAUGGCUUCAGUGUUACGAAAACAUCACAGAUGAAAAGUGGUAAAUAAUUUCAAGUUCUACAGACUGUUCAAAAUGAAAUUCAACUGGAAAUGGUUUUAAUUUUCUCUGUUAUUUAUUAUCUACAAUUUUGUGAAUGAGGUCAUAAAUUUCUUUUGUCUCCAAUUUACCCCAAUUAUUCAGAAUUAUGAAUAAUUACGAGGCAUAGGAAAUUAUUAAUUCUAGACUCCAAGCAGUCUCUUUAUGUCUUAAUCCAUUGAGCGGCUCGCACAAGACAUUAACAGCUAUAUUUACGUGUCAUAAUUCCGAAGUAUUAUGUAAUUAAUGACCCGCCUUGUAAUUCAGUUUAUGCUGCAAAAAGGUUGAACAAACGAUCAUUAUUAUUAUAAUUAUUAUUAUUAUAUGUAAAUGACCAUGACUGAAAGUGCGAGACUGCCACACUCAUUUCUCGAGUCUCAAUGAUCGCUCAUGCAUGCACUUCCCUCACUAAAUAUAAAGCUAAAGAGAGGCUGCUUGCAGUCUAGGGUGAAACCAUUUCAACUUGAACUUUGUUUGAAAAACAAUGACUUCAUGGUAAGACUAAAGGAAACAUAUUGCCGUGAAGUUUCACAGUGAGUGAUGAGGCUUGUAUAAAAUAAAGAUCAUUUUGCAAUAACUGAGCGAUUUCUCAUGCGCUGAUUGGUCAAGAACUGUGGUCAAUAAGAGAACAUGUGCAGACCGUGGAAAUGACAUGGUGAUGGCACAAUAUUUACUCUCUUUUUUUGCACUGGCAAGAUAGGCUCAUCUGGCCUACUCAGGUAGCCAAUCAAAGACAUCAGGGCUGUCACCAAGAGCCGGGGUUUAGGGAUUUCCCCGGCUAAUAUGAGCCUGACCCUCCGGUGCUAUCAGAGGAAAAUAGAAGAAAAAUAGAACCAAAAGAAAUCCCUAGCUGUUUCAUUCCCUGCCUACUUGUUGUUUUUACCCCGCAACUUGAAAUCUUAGUGACAGCCCUGCACAGGUUUCGCUUCAUCUUACCCACUUAUGGAUACAACCAUGUAUUUAAAAAGAGAUUAUUACAUUUUAUACCUGGUACUUUUCCCUUUUAAGCACUGAAAUAGAAUGUACUUUCUUUUCAAUGAACCACUUCACUAAUUCUUUACUCAAAUAAGCACCGUAGCCUUCAUAUAAUCUUAAUCAAAAGAUGUUAAUCCUGUUGAUAAUACAGAAAAUAAUAAUAACGCAGAUGAUUCAAUUUUUUCUCACAUCCAACUUUCAAAUAAACACUGCCCUCCAAUAAGCGCUGCAUUUGAGGCCUGAAAAGUUUUAAUACGGUGCUCAAAAGUGGUCCCUGUGUUCUUAGGUCAUUUUACAUGUUGUUUUCUUAGGUUGCGUUUCAAAAAACACUGCAACUGUCAUAUGUAGACAAACUCUUGAACGACAUUCAGCUAGAGUUCCGAGACAAAUACAAAGAUGAGCUGGAGGCGGGUGUGAUAAGAAACUAUGAAUUUAAUGAAGAUUUCAACCGGCUACUAAGAGAAGCAGAAUUGAGAAGUAAAUUAGAGGCCCAAGCCCCCAAAAAGAUGAAAACCUUUGAAGAAUCUAGGAAGUCGCAGAAGACAGUGGCUUCACUCAAAAUUGACAAGAACGAGAAAAACAAAGAGGGUGGCAAGAAUGCAAAGAAAGGUGGAGGAAAGAACAAGGAGCAACAAGUUGUGGAAGAAGGUAAUGGUUACUUUACAUUACAUUACGUUAGCUCUUAAUGCACCAAUUACUAUGAUUGACGCCAUAGUUUCUCUGUGUGAUUUCCAGAUCCCUUUCAACUCCUGCUUCAGUUCUCGGUACUUCGCAAUAUUUUCUUUCUCUUUGUAUUUCACUCAAUGUCAAAUGGAUUAUGACUAUCAUUUUUCAUUUAUAAAUUUAUUUUUUAUACUAAAUAGCUGAAUUGAAGCCCUCCAGUGACAAAACUCCUUCUGUGGAUGCACAAGAUGGCAUGUCCAAAGAAGAUCUUAUAAGGAUGAAUAUUGAAAAAAUGAAGAAAAGAGGAGCUCCUAAACCUCAGAAAACUCAAACAAGCAGGUAACCUGUUAAACCACUUAAUAAUAAUACUCAAAUACAGGGCCUAAAUGUUAUGGUACAUUGUAGUUCUAGUCACCAGAAAUGACCACAAUUUAGCACUGAUGACAAAAUCCCCAUAUGCAUCACCAUAAUUUGAACCAGUCUUCACUUUGGUCCACCAUCCUACACAUGUACCACUUUUUCUUAAGUGAUUGAGGUGUAAUAAUGCUAUGUCAACCUUAAUUUCCAGCAAAGGUUCCCCAGUAGCCAAGAAGAAAGGGAAGGAGGCAAGAACUUGGGACAAUAGUGGCACUGCUAAAGAUGGAAAAGUUCUGGAUUACAGUAGCGCCAACGGCAAACAGUCAAAUAGACAUGAUGAAGAAGAUGACAUUGAGAACUUGGUACAGUGAAGCUAGAAUCAAUUAUUCUGACGACUUUUUGAGUUGUGGACAACAAAGUGGCUUAUCAGUACAGUCGACUCUCUCUUAACGGACACCUCUAUAAGACGGACACCUCUGUAAAACAGACACUUAGAAUUGGUCCCUGCCUUUCUUUACUCCCUUAGUUUGACUCUCUAUGAGAUGAACACCUCUCUAAGAUGGACACUUAGUGCCGGUCCCAAAGGUGUCCGUCUUAGAAACAGUUGACUAUAGUAUGAUAUUUUGCCUGCCUCCUACCCAGACGCUUUCAAGCGAAUUUAUAAUCAAGAGCGACUGGAACGAUUUUGGUUCCAUGCAAAGGAUUAGUUUUCUUGCCCACCCAUCCCAGUGUCCUUUGUGUCAACACUUAGCAUUCCAAUUGUCCAUAGCAAGAUACUCCUUGAUCUUCAGCAAACACUAUUUUUAAGACACCUAGGAAUGAGGCAGAUAUUUUACACUGUUGCUCAAUAUAUCAAACUACUUUUUUCCACUUUUGUUGGUUUUGUGGCUCUUGCUAAAAAAAGAAAUCAUUAAAUUGGUCAAGAACAGAGGCUUCUUAUUACACUCUGUACACCACUGGAAUCAUUGUUGAUUCUGUUUACCCUGCAGCUUGGUUUUAAUACAGAAGUGUAUAGUAUUAUUAUUUUAGUUUCACUUGAAACUCCUGGCUAUGGUUGUUUGAAUAGAACAUAGCUUUAUCCACUAGGUAAAUCACUAUGCAGUGGAUAAGUAUUAGGAAAACCAAUAUUGCAUUAACCACUGGAUAAUGAUUUUUCCAGUAGAUAGCAUUAUCCAUCUUUUGAACAACUGGAGCCUGGUUAUGGGACAAGAAAAUCUUAGAAAGAAAUAAAAUUCCAAAUAGAAAUGAGGCAACCACAUAGUUUUCAGAGAACAUCAGGAUACAAUUUUGUGAAAAUUUAGCAUUUAUGGCAUGCUUUCUAGCAGUUUCCCUGCUAUGAAGCUGUCACCAGAAGAUGUUGGGCUCCAUGAGCUGGUAAAGAGAGCUGAUAUCAUGUUACUUGGCAUUUUUUUUCCCCCACAGCGCACCAUGGUUGGCACAAUGCAGGGUGAAAUCAAGCCAAUGGAUUACGAAUCUGAGUCAGAGCGGGAAGAAGAGGAAGAGGAAGAGAAUACUGCUGGGUCAGCUGCGACUCAGUAAGGAGAAAAUUAAGUAAUAUGUAGAGCAAAGUAUAGUUCAUACUUUUCUUUAAAGGUCUCCCAUGUAAGUUUCUUCAAUCCCUUCAUCCUUUCAAUCCUGAAUCUCACCAUCAUUUUGCUUUAAAAUCCCAAAUCACUGCUGUAAAGUAAAGCAAAUCGUUGGUCCGUAAAGCCUAUUGGGGGCCCUCGUCUUUUUUCACUUCUUGGGUUUUGUUUCAAGUUUGUUAGAUUAUGUAGCUCAACAAGCAAAGGAUAAGUUGACUUUUUCCUUUGUAAAGGCUUUCUUAGAAUUUGUUCUUGAAAUGGUGAUAACACACACACAUCUGACGUAUGUAGUCUGGAUUAUUAUAAGAAUAAUAUCAACGUGAUGGUGAAUUCUACUUCUCAUUCUUUAGGAACAAGUCUUCAGGCCUUGGAGGGGGAUUGUUCUCAUUCUUUAAAGGAUUAGCUGGACAGAAGACCCUUACUCUUGAUGACAUCACACCAGUCUUAGACAAGAUGAAGGAACAUCUCAUUGGUAAUACUAAAUACAUUAUUUUAUUAUACAAUCCAACCUUCACUAACAGCAACCUCUCCACAAUGGCCAAUUUUUUUUGGAGGAUAGUCCAUACAUUGACUCUUGUUGAACGCUCUCUACAAUGGCCACCUGUCUACAAUGGCCACUUUCUUCUGUCCCCAAGGAGGCCAUUGUGGAGAGGUACUGUAUAACCACCAUUAUACUACUACAUGAGAAAUUUCUGCAAUUUGAUUGGCUUAGAGCAGUGGUAUUUCAACUUAAUUUGAAAUACGUACAUGUGAAAAUUACAAACCUUUUGCGGGUAGUAGUAUAAACAAAUAAUAAUAGCAUGAUUUGUACGUGAUAUUUGGCAUAAAUACCACUCGUGAUAUUUCAAAAUUGUCUCUAAUUUCACUCGCCUAAUGGCUCAUGAAAUUUCGUAUAACAAUUUCGAAAUAUCACUCGUGGUAUUACCUAUACUUAUUGAUUAACAUACCAGGUGAGAUUUCACACAAAAACAUGAUAUCUUCACACCUAAAAAAAACAUGUUAUUGUUACACGUGAAAUGAUCACUGCUGCUAUGGCUACAUGAUAAAUUGUACCUUUUGGAACAGAAAUGAUAUUGAAGUGAAAUGUUUUGGUAUUUCAUUGGUGUUUAUAAUAAUAAACUAGUAGUAAUCAUAGAUCAAUAAGCGCGUUCGAGUUUUCUUAGCUCCAGAUUAGCUUUUGUGUCGUCAAGCAUGAUUUCAAAAUCAUGGAAGAGAUCAUGAAUUAAAAGGUAGACAUUCUUUUCGUAAAAAAUGUUCUUCGCGUAUACGGCUUCAAAAUAUCUCACUCAUUAACUCUCUACUCUUAAAAUGUCUUACUCUCCCUCAAGCAUGGUCGAUAAAAAUGUAAAGUAGAUCGUAAAAAGUUCUUUGUUGUUAAAAAGAUAAACAUGUCACUACAAACUUCGAAAAAAUGGUAGCCUUGAAGGUUAAAAGUCUUGGCUUCUUGCGUGACACAACUUGAAGUGAAAACAAUGAUCAUAGGAGCGACGGAAACAUAUUAGGUUUCUGCUAGAUUACUGAUCUCAGAGAACCGGACAGAAUCUUUUGCCAUGCAAACUUUUCAUCUCAUGAUUAUUUUAAGUUCAAGGUCAGUUCAACAUGUUUUAAACUUGCUUUUCAGCGAGCGAGAUACUUAUCAUGCAAAAUUAUCCGCGUAGAGAUAUCAGACGUGAAUAAAGCAUUACAGUUGUAACAACCUGCACUGAUACGCUCAAGCUUACUUUUUCGUGCAUGAAAGAGGUUAAACUACAAAUAAGUAAAUAGACUCAAACGCACGGGUAAACUUCUCCAAAUGUUACCUGGUCUUUAUUUGUGUGUUUCUACGAAGUUCCAGCUCGAUUGAACGGCAUUGACCAAAAAGUUUAGCAGAAUCAUCAGCUCAGUGAUAAAACCCGCUUAGAAAACAACUCCAACGUUCAUUCUUUUGCCGAACUCAAAUAUUCCCGUGUAAUGUAGUUGACCUUGAUGGAACCAGUGAUGCACGUGAUUGCCAUAUGACAAUUGCUUAUGACGUAAAUAAAGCUUGAACCACGAGGCAGAAUGCUUUGCGCAACGAAAUUGUGACGUCAUUCAAAAUGGCGCCGAAAAGGUGAACCAUGGAACGAAAAAACACGGUCAGCUUUCGCUUGCGUGCACAGGGAACCUACGCGAUAACAGGCAACCCAGGAGAUUAGGAAGCGUUCUUCCUUCGUCGAACGCAAUGAAACAUUGCAUGGCUGCUUGGAGAUAUGAAAUCUCUUUGCGUGUUGAAAAAUAUUUCAGCACUGAAAGAGAAAUUUCAUGUCUCAGCACAGCCAUGUAAUAUCCUCUAUAUGUUGUUUGUCUUUAUGAUAUUUUACAUGUAUAUUAGAAAUGUUAUGUUUAUUGUUUCAGGGUUGUCAAAACUCUGACACCCUAUUUUUUAGAUAUAUAGGUGUAUAUUUAAUUUCUGCUUAUUCCUCCUUGCCCCUUGCUUCACAGCCAAGAAUGUUGCAGCAGACAUUUCCGAGAAGUUGUGUGAUUCAGUGGCUACCAAACUGGAAGGCAAAGUCCUGGGGACAUUUAGUGGUAAGGCAACAAUGAUCAACAUCUUAUUUCUCCUUUCAAAACAGUGAAACAUAAAGAGCACAUGAACAUGGAGUUUUAUCACACUUCAAACAGUUUGUGUUUCCCAACUACUAUAUUAAUUUUACUGGUCCUAGAUUGAACACUGCCCUUAAAUAAAUGUUGCCAUUGCUUCGACACCUUAGAAAGAAUCAAGAUUACUAAUAAACGCUGCACCCAAAUUCUUCUUUUUCUCUAUGAAUUGAAAGUAUCUGGGGAUCACAUUCAUAGUAGCUGGGCGAUAUGCCCGGUCCCUGUUCCUUAAUGAGAUUCCUGCCGCAUGGAUGAAUGACGGCGAUGGUUACGAAAACGUCACGUAUAAAGUGAAUACGCGCUGUUUCAAACUCUAUCGCGCAUAUUCCAUCUAGUUCAGUUCUAAAAAUGUUGGCAAAAUUUUCCGGAGUUGAAUUUUCAAAACUGUAUCAAAGUUCAAGAAGAAAAAGAAAAAUGUUACCUUGUGUUCACUUUCUUCACAAAACAUGAAAUUAGAAAGUUUCUUGUUGUAGUCGUGCAGUGACGGCAAAGAAAUGUCAAAAAGCGUGAUGCACGUGCAAAGACUUUGUUGUUUUGCUAGUCAAACCCAUUGUACGAGAGAUUUACCAACCCUACCCCUCACGGUUUUGUGACGUUGAUCAGCACUACCAAAUUAGGGCUAGGGCUACCAAAUAAGGUAAUGAGCACGUGCGUGCUGAGUAAGCUAGAACGGGACGAGACAUAAAAAAGGGAUAGUGAGCGCGAGUUUUCCUUCGAGGUUUUUUCAUCGAGUUUCGUGAGAGUUUUGUGAGUUAGAUUGAACCGGAAUAAACCAGAAAACCGUGUUAUUGUGAGUUCUAUGGGCUGUUCUAUUGUUCAGCUCACCAUUGCUUUUUGCCAUUGUCAUUGCCGUCGCCAUUGAUGUUGCUUACCAGUAAGCUCCCUGUUAUUGCGAUGAAAAAGACGCACUGUAUCUAUAUUUCUAACCAACUGUUAUGGAUUUGUACUUGCUUGCCAAAGGAAUCACUUCAACAGUCAAAGCAAGCUUGGAGGAGUCCUUGGUGCAGAUUCUAUCACCACGUCGAAGGAUUGAUAUUCUACGUGAUGUAAUGGAUGCUAAGAAGCGCGGUAAACCUUACUCCAUCACCUUCUGUGGAGUCAAUGGUGUUGGAAAAUCAACCAAUCUGGCCAAGGUAAUGCAUCAAUUUGAGGUUUUUACCCCUCUGGCUCUAAGUCACAAUUUUGCCCUAAGUGAGAAGAAAGUGUUAAUGUUGACUUAAGGGAGGGGCAGGUGGGCAGUUACCCAGAAACCUCAAUUCCAAUUCAUUCAGGGAGUUUGCCGGGGGGGUGGAGGGGUAGGGUCAAAAACACCAGUUAUGUCCUCGUCUACCAGAGGGUAAAAUACUCAAACAGAUGAUCCUUUAUGCUAGACACUGCAUCAGCUUUAUGCAGAGAAUUUUCCAUGAAACUGGCAGAAGGGCUCAGUGCGAAAACGUCAACUUUUUGGCAUGACAUUUCUGUUAUUGUGAAUAAGCACACAUGGAUAUUUCAGUCAUUGCAGACCAGUAUGCAGGAUGUUUGGCACAAAUACUUUAAUGGUUCUUCCAAGCCGCCUGUGUCACCGAAAAAAUAUAUAUAUCUUUCUCAAAAUAAUUUGUUGCUGUUGUUUAGAUUUGUUUCUGGCUUCUUGACAAUGGCUUCCGCGUGAUGAUCGCAGCCUGUGAUACGUUUCGUGCAGGAGCUGUGGAACAGCUGAGGACUCACGUGCGUCACCUGAAUGCACUGCAUCCUCCUGCCAGUGGCAGCGGACCAGCAUCCGUACUGCUGUAUGAGAAAGGAUAUGGUAAAGACGCGGCCGCUAUCGCUAUGGAUGCUAUUAAUUUUGGUGAGUUAUUGUUAAGUUAUCCUGCAAAAAUAGCAGUCUGUCCUCUCUCCCCGCCGCUGGGGACGUUUCUCAGGAGGGACUCUACUGGCGAAACAUCCCACGUGGCAAGGAGAUAGGAGACAUGGUUGUUUUCACAGUCUAUGAUUAAGUAGACUGCGAACAAACUCUCUGUUUGGGCGAGGGGGCUAAAAAUCGCGAAGAGAUGACGACGGAAAAAAUGGAAGAGGGGAAGUUAAGGUGCUAGCCCUCGCUCAACAUUUUUCUUCCUCUCUCCCCGCUUAGGAGCCUGGUCUUAGGCCAGCUAGUUCUGAUUGACUCUUUUCACUGCCUUCGCGUAUGACGAUUGGUGAGAUUAAUUGGUAGAGCGCUGCACCGGUAUCGCAAAAGUCAAGGGUGUGAAUCCCUUACGAGCCUAAAUUUUAACAGGCUUUCUUUUCUCAACUGCAAAAGUUGCGUCUGUAAAUGCGAUGAUCCUCUUUCGUUUAAUUCUUCUGCCCGCAGUUUCUACAUAUGAUUUUCUGAUGUUCAUUAUUUUAUUGAUUAGAGUUUAGCUUAUUAAGACAAUUAAUCAGGGAUGACUACUGUUGAUGAUCUUUGUUUUUGCUCUUUCUUCAGCAAGGGAGCAGCGCAUUGAUGUUGUUUUGGUCGACACUGCUGGACGAAUGCAGGACAAUGAACCACUCAUGAGAGCCUUAUCCAAGGUAAGUUAGUCCACCAUUUCGAUUUUUAACUUAACUUAACGUCAAUAACUGCCUUCCAUUACUUACGUUAGGUCAUUCACAUACAGUCAGCCGUGCCCCCUGGUGAAUUAGCCCCCUACAAGUUCGCCCCCUACUUUCUUAGUUCACCAUGGAAUGGUAUAACUCCAAACUCUAGUAGGGAAAAUCGAAAUGGUUGAUUGAUUGUGGUGUUAACUUUUUACAAGGUUAUUUCGCUAUGUGCUAAUAUGAAUUAAACUUGAUUUCUUACGUGCCGAAACCACUGGCUUCCAGUCAGUGAUAGUCAGCCCUUCAUGUACAUUUAUAACAAGUUCCUGGCUUGUUUUCCGAACAGUUUUUUUUUUUUUUACAUCGCGGUAAAGGAAUAUUCCUUGCAUAGAAAGCCACGAAAACAAUCAGCAAAGUGGCGAGAAAAGUAGCCUGCGUAGCAUGGCGGUUUUGGUUGGGCACGCUAAGUAAUAAAGGUGGGCGAGGGCACCCGGCUCGACAAAACCGCCAUGCUACGCAAGCUACGAGAAAAGUGGAGUGAGAUAGAAGUAGUCCUUUUGGAUAAGAAUCCUUUACCUAGCCUGAGAAAACAGCCGACAUUCGCAACGCCAAUUAUGACGUCUGAGAGACGAGCGCAGAAAUUCCAUACUGAUGACGUUCACCACCAGGAUCUGAGUCGUGCGUCUGAUUGGUUUGGCAAAUUUGACGCGCGGCGCGUGGUACGCGUGGUGCAGUCAGAGGCUUUACUACCCAGAUCUGGGUAGUGACAGGUCAUCAGUAUGGAAUUUCUACGCUCGUUUCUCAGACGUCAUUACGCGUGGAAACUAGUGGUGGCGUCGCCAAAUGUCGGCUGUUUUGUCAGGCUAUCCUUCACAGCGCUCAAAGAAGUCGCGCUCACCCCGCUCAACCAAACCACCCACUAUGAAGCUGACCAGUUACUAGCAAACCCGGGAGGGUACCCCUGAGAGUUCUUGGUAGGGGAGUGCCGCGCGGUUCUCCAAAUCCUGAGCCCAUUCAGACCCAAUAAUGUCAUUUUUCACACGCGUUUUCAGACUCUAAAAUCCAUACCCGUUUUCAGACAUGGUCUCUAAGAAAUUAUGUCAUUAUUACUUAGAUUAAACCAGCAACAAAAAUGAUUUCUUAAAAUCCAUGUCGAAUUCGCAUAUUUCUGUUUCUUUCUUACUCAUUUGGAAUUGAAACGAUAAAUACGUUCAUACACUCCCGUAGCUCGCUCGAAAACCAUACCCGAUUCCAGACCAAAAAGUGUAUACCCGUUUUUAGACCAAAACGGCGCAAAACUCCUACCCUUUGGGGCGGCACAUACCUACAUGGCUUAUAUAGGGGAGUACCCCCCCACCCCGGGCUAGCAAAGGACCAGUCGCAUAGUCAGAAAAAAUACGGUGGUCUAUUGGAGGAGAAAUAAUAGUCAUUCUCCUUUGAUUUGUUUUAGUUGAUCAAGCUCAACAAUCCAGACUUGGUUCUCUUCGUUGGAGAGGCUUUGGUUGGUAACGAGGCAGUGGAUCAGCUGAAAAAGUUUAACCAAGCUUUGGCAGAUUAUUCUAUGAGUGAAAACCCGCGAUUGAUCGAUGGCAUCCUGCUCACCAAAUUUGACACCAUUGAUGAUAAGGUUAGUGGCGUAGCAUGAUUUCCUAAGGAUCUUGUCCCGUUUGUUCAAAUGUUGGAUAGCGCUACCCCGUCAGAUAAAUGACUAUCAUAUCUGUUGGUCACCCGAGGGGGCAAGAUGGGCCCGUCUUGUUCACUCAGGAUUUCCCGCCUUGGUCCCGCAAAAAGUUUUUGUUUGGCGAUAUAACAAACCUUUUGUUGACCAAGCUUGUUCGGUCAAGAGGGCUGUGUAGUGGUCUCGUUCUUUAUCACGUUUGUAGGGUCAUUAAAAACGCAAAAAAGAACCUUGGCCAAUAUACGGCAAUCUUGACCGAACAAACUUGGUCAAUAACGUAUACUGAAAAUCCUCUAGUAAGUCCUCCCUUUCAAUUAAUCCCCCUCCCUGUAAUAGCCCCCCCCCCCUUUUCAGGGGAAGAGAGGUAAUAAGCCCCCCUUCUCUAUUAGGCCCCCUCCCCUACCCUCCCCCUAAUUAUUCUUCACCAAUAAAUGAGAGACUAUUAAUCAAUCACGACCGUAAAACUUCCUGUGGAGUGUUCCAGGAUGGUUUAUUUACCAACUGGAAGUUCGGAUUUGAUUCUGAUCCCCCGAGGGGGUGCCUCAUAAAGGUAGUUUACGGUAUCGUACGAUCGACGUCUGAGCGGGGUUUUUUGUGAUUGCUAGGUUGGCGCCGCUAUCUCCAUGACAUACACCACUGGCCAGCCAAUUGUGUUUGUGGGCACAGGACAAACGUACAGCGACCUAAAAAGCCUUAAUGUCAAGGCCGUGGUUAAUGCCUUGUUGAGAGCCUGA
Porites lobata is the source of this 23995-nucleotide messenger RNA. Lineage: Eukaryota; Metazoa; Cnidaria; Anthozoa; Scleractinia; Poritidae. The record is from the annotation of a GenBank genome assembly.